AAAUACGUGGGAUUAGUGUUUAAUCCACAGAAAGAGAAGCGCCCAUGCUGUCGAACUACAUGUCCCAGUAGACUUUGCGGUCCGGGGAGGGGCUGUCGCGACCUUGGAGUGUGACGUACAGCAGCAUGGCGAGCAAGGAGCCCAAUCGCUUCGUCCAGCACCUGAGGGAUCUGGCAGGUCGGAUGUCUUCGUCUGGUGGCAAAGGGGCAGGAUUAGGACUGAAGCUGCUGCUUGGAGCUGGUGCUUUGGCAUAUGGCAUUAAAGAAGCUACCUACACAGUGGAGGGCGGUCAAAGAGCCAUCAUCUUCAACAGAAUUGGAGGGAUGCAGAUGGACACUAUUCUGGCUGAGGGGCUGCAUUUCAGGAUCCCAUGGUUCCAGUACCCUAUCAUCUAUGAUAUCAGAGCCAAACCCAGGAAGAUCUCCUCUUUGACAGGCAGCAAAGAUCUGCAGAUGGUGAACAUAGCAGUGCGGGUGUUGUCCAGGCCCCUAGCUUCAAACCUGCCGGUCAUGUACCAACACUUGGGGAAGGACUACGAUGAGAGAGUCCUGCCCUCCAUUGUCAACGAGGUCCUCAAGUCUGUGGUGGCAAAGUUUAACGCCUCGCAGCUCAUCACACAGAGAGCACAGGUGUCAUUACUGGUGCGCAGGGAGCUGUUUGAGAGAGCAAAAGACUUCAACAUUAUUCUUGAUGAUGUGUCCAUCACUGAGCUGAGCUUCAGCAGCCAGUACACUGCUGCUGUGGAGGCCAAGCAAGUUGCCCAGCAAGAGGCACAGAGAGCCCAGUUCUAUGUGGAAAAAGCCAAACAGGAUCAGAGACACAAGAUCAUCCAGGCUGAGGGAGAGGCUGAAGCUGCCAAAAUGCUGGGCCUAGCAGUUACUAAGAACCCAGGUUACCUGAAGCUGAGGCGAAUCAGAGCAGCACAGAACAUUGCAAAGACGGUGGCAUCAUCUCAGAACAAGGUGUACCUCAAUGCUGACAGUUUGGUCCUGAACCUGCAAGACCAGGCUUUUUUUAGCAUGUCACUGGGUCAAAAGAAGUGAUGAAGAGGACAUGAAGGGAGGCAGUAAGACUGUCCCUGUCAUCAACUCUAUCUGUACAGUCUUGGCUUGUGACAUAGGGAAUCAACAUACAUGACAAGUGUGAAUGUGGACAACAAGCCCUUUUAUUUUAUAAAACUUCUCUUCCAGGGUGGGGUGGAGGAUAAAAUCAACAAACCGUAAGGAUUGCUUUUCAGUAGAAUUUACAAUCUUUUGUGAUUUAAUAUAACAGUAAUUCACAAUAAUUAAUAUCAGUGUCUUCUGUCAGGAGGACCUGACAGGUUUUAUGUCCCACCACUUUCUCAUGUUAUUACUAUAUUUGGCAGUGUGACUGUAUUGAAUUGAACUUAAAACAGCCAAAUUAUUACAUUAACUAAAAUAUAUUUGGAAUUACAAAAAUAGUUCACUUUCAGCUAAUUUUCUAGAAUUUCCAUAUAUGAUAAUAAAGUCUGAUAAUAAAGUCUAUAAAGUGAUAA
Micropterus dolomieu (smallmouth bass) is the source of this 1516-nucleotide messenger RNA. RefSeq names its product prohibitin-2-like. The record is from RefSeq and is a predicted model, not a curated record. Gene Ontology annotation, biological process: mitochondrion organization. The transcript has 10 exons. Gene Ontology annotation, cellular component: mitochondrion; membrane. Lineage: Eukaryota; Metazoa; Chordata; Actinopteri; Centrarchiformes; Centrarchidae. Bases 126 to 1043 code for a protein of 305 amino acids.